Molecule: messenger RNA, 1038 nt
Organism: Boeremia exigua
Lineage: Eukaryota; Fungi; Ascomycota; Dothideomycetes; Pleosporales; Didymellaceae
Exons: 3
Coding region: 1-1038 (345 amino acids)
Biological process (GO): regulation of transcription by RNA polymerase II
Molecular function (GO): DNA-binding transcription factor activity, RNA polymerase II-specific; RNA polymerase II cis-regulatory region sequence-specific DNA binding
Source: RefSeq, a predicted model, not a curated record
AUGAGCCUUCCUAUACGCGGCCAUUAUUCUUUCCCUCCACCAUGCAGCACCACGACCCAAGAACAAGAAACGACCUGCAACGAUACUGAGACCACAUCACAGAAUCAUCUCCAACGCAGUUCACCACCCCUCCAACCAGGGGAGCAAAACUUUCCAGGAAAACUCCCAUCAUUUGAUGAGUUUGUCCAAACGACAAUUGAGAGGACACCACCACACACACCUUCGCGCAGGAAUGAGAGCACAGAGAACUCUCCGCGUGUACGCCCACAGUUUGAUGACGUGGCCUGGUCCGACACCAAGCGCAGACGUGUUGACACAUUGGGUGACAUCUAUGCUCGCCCAUCCAACGCUGCAGAAUUCCCACCGGCUGACUCCCGCCGUGCAAGCGCGGCUAUCGAUCCUGCACUGUAUUCUACAGACCCUACUCGCGCUCGACAGCACUCAGCAGGUCCCAGUCACCAUCGUCCAAGUUUGCCUUACCCUGCUCCUGCGCCAUCACAACAUGCGCGGCAUCAGUCGCAACCCGUCGCCCAGGGUCACUCAUCUUUUCAGCAACCUCCAAUGCACGCACAUAGGGUAGUCGUACAGAACUCAUUUGCACAGCCUCCUCAAGCAGGAAUGAUGUAUGAGCGAAGGCCAAGCUAUUAUCAGGAUCCUCAGAUGCAACAGCACGCCUACCAGUACGAUGACCGCCGCGAAUCAGUUUACUACGCCAACCAGCAGUACGCUGCCCCACCACCCGCAGGAUACGAGCACAACUACUAUGACGUCCGGUUCCAGCAACACGUUGGGGUUGAUCACAACGCCUUCAACCGUAAGCGACGCGGGAACUUGCCAAAGGAAGCCACCAACAUCCUGAAAGAAUGGUUCAGUGCAAAUCGCGCAUCGCCCUAUCCGACUGAAGACCAGAAGCUUGAGCUUUGCCGAAUGACAAACUUAUCCCUGAACCAGGUCAGCAACUGGUUCAUCAACGCACGCCGUCGCGCCCCACAGAAGGAGCAACGAGAGCGCGAGUCGAACGCCAGCAAUGAUCAGUAG